Molecule: messenger RNA, 914 nt
Organism: Hippocampus comes (tiger tail seahorse)
Lineage: Eukaryota; Metazoa; Chordata; Actinopteri; Syngnathiformes; Syngnathidae
Product: retinoic acid receptor responder protein 3-like
Exons: 6
Coding region: 48-650 (200 amino acids)
Biological process (GO): N-acylphosphatidylethanolamine metabolic process
Cellular component (GO): cytoplasm
Molecular function (GO): A2-type glycerophospholipase activity; glycerophospholipid phospholipase A1 activity
Source: RefSeq, a predicted model, not a curated record
GCUGAUCUGUGACGACUCGAGCGACUCUUGCUGUGGAUUUACAGGCAAUGACUUUCGGUUGCGUUUUUACAGUCCACACAAGCGUCAGUACACACAACGCCAGGGACCGAGAGUGUCAAAGUGUACAGAGAGCUUCAACAGACAUGGCAUCAGCACAGUACGCUGAGAAACCAAAGCCUGGCGACUUGAUAGAAAUCUCCCGUGGCACCUACCAGCAUUGGGCAGUAUACAUCGGCGAUGGCUGUGUUGUUCAUUUGGCCCCAGAUUCCGAAGGCCCGGGUGCGGGCGCGAGCAGUUUGAUGUCCGUCCUAACAAACACGGCCAUCGUGAAGAAGGAGGAGCUGUGGGAGGUGGUGGGUACCAGUGACUGGAGAGUAAACAACUUGUUGGACACAAAGUACCAGCCUCGUUCUGUCUACUUGAUCGUGAGGGAUGCCCUUGAUUUGGUGGGUGAAGAACUGCCAUACGACAUUUUCAGUCGAAAUUGCGAGCACUUUGCCACCCAGCUGCGUUAUGGCAAGGCCCAGUCUCGGCAGGUGCGUCAAGCGGGAGAAGCUGUUGUGGUUGCAGGUGCAGUGACCUUCGGUGUUCUUGGCAUUGCAGCUCUGAUGACAACUCUGCUCGGAGACAAGAACAAGCGCAAACAGUAAUACAAAACAGAAAGGACACUGCCCCUUGAAUUCAGUGAUUCACCAGCAAAGCCUCACGCAUACUGUAAGCAGUCUCAUAAAAAGGGAUUCACACUCACUAAAUAAUGUCAUACUUUUGUCAUUGUAUCACCUCAUAAAUAGGAGCGAUUGCAAUUGAAACAAUUGAAAUUUGUACUGUUUUUGAAUUUAAAAAGAGUUUGACAAGAAUUUGAAACCUUUUUAUCUGUUUGUAAGUCUAAAUAAAAAUCCAUGUAAUUAACCUUA